Molecule: messenger RNA, 2348 nt
Organism: Lycium ferocissimum
Lineage: Eukaryota; Viridiplantae; Streptophyta; Magnoliopsida; Solanales; Solanaceae
Product: SEC1 family transport protein SLY1
Exons: 3
Coding region: 124-1986 (620 amino acids)
Biological process (GO): intracellular protein transport; endoplasmic reticulum to Golgi vesicle-mediated transport
Cellular component (GO): cytosol; Golgi membrane
Molecular function (GO): syntaxin binding
Source: RefSeq, a predicted model, not a curated record
UGACCCGACAAAAUUAAGCUACGAGAUCUCAUCAAUCCUCUACAAACCCCAAAACACCAUUUCCUCUUCCAUAUAGUCAGAGAAGUGAAAAGUAAAGUGAUAAUUGCUUGAAGCUUCACAAUAAUGGCGCUAAAUCUUCGUCAAAAGCAAACUGAGUGCAUUACGCGGAUGUUAAAUCUGAACCAGCCAGUGAAUGCUGGUGGCACUGCGAAUGAAGAGGUAUACAAGAUCCUGAUUUACGAUAGCUUUUGCCAAGACAUUUUAUCCCCUUUGAUUCACGUCAAGGACCUCCGUAAACACGGGGUUACCCUCUACUUCCUCAUCGACAAGGAUCGCAAACCAGUCCAUGAUGUUCCAGCUGUCUACUUCGUCCAAGCCACCCAUCCUAAUGUACAGCGUAUCAUUGCCGAUGCCUCAAAGUCUCUUUAUGAUUCCUUCCAUUUGAACUUCUCCUCUUCUAUUCCCAGGCCUCUCCUCGAAGAUCUCGCUUCAGGCACGAUUAAUUCUGACUCGAUUGAAAGGAUCUCAAAAGUGCAUGAUCAGUACUUGGAAUUUGUCACGCUUGAGGAUAAUUUGUUCUCACUUGCCUACAAGAACUGUUAUCUUCAGCUGAAUGAUCCCUCUGCCGGGGAUAAAGAAAUCGAAGAGAUCAUUGAAAAGAUUGUCAGUGGCUUAUUUUGUGUGUUGGCUACUCUUGCUGUUGUCCCUAUCAUCAGGUGUCCCCGUGGUGGGCCUGCUGAGAUGGUGGCAUCGCUGUUGGAUCAGCGGUUGCGAGAUCAUCUGUUAGCUAAAAAUAAUUUAUUCUCUGAGGGUGGGAAUUUCACUAGCUCAUUUCAGAGGCCAAUUUUGUGUUUAUUCGAUAGAAACUUUGAGUUGUCGGUAGCUAUACAACAUGAUUUUAGGUAUAGACCACUGGUUCAUGAUGUGCUUGGUUUGAGAUUGAACAGGUUGAGUGUGCAGGGAGAGAAAGGUGGGAUGAAAUCAUUUGAGUUGGACAGAUCUGAUCCAUUCUGGAUGGCAAAUUGGUCAUUGGAGUUUCCAGAGGUUGCUGUGGAGAUAGAAGCUCAGUUGAACAAGUAUAAGAAGGAUGUUGAGGAAGUAAAUAAACGAACUGGUGGGAACUCAGGGGCUGAGUUUGACGGGACAGACUUGGUUGGCAAUACUAAGCAUUUGAUGAAUGCUGUAAAUUCCCUGCCUGAGUUGACAGAGAGAAAGCAAGUCAUUGAUAAACACACCAAUAUUGCGACAGCAUUGUUAGGUGAGAUCAAGGAGAGGUCCCUUGAUUCGUAUGCCAAAAAGGAGAAUGAUAUGAUGGUAAGAGGUGUCAUUGAUCGCAGUGAACUUAUUGGAGCUCUCAAGGGAAAAGGGACUAAGGUGGAUAAGCUGCGGUUUGCUAUCAUGUAUCUUAUCUCGACUGAGAGCUUACCUCAAUCAGAAGUUGAAAUGAUUGAAACUGCACUUAGGGAAUCUGAGGUCGAUACCACAGCAUUUCAGUAUGUAAAGAAGAUAAAAUCAUUGAAUGUCUCUUUAGCAUCAGCAAAUUCUGCGAGUAGGAGCAACAUAGUCGAUUGGGCUGAGAAGCUCUAUGGUCAGUCAAUCAGUGCUGUAACUGCAGGUGUGAAAAAUCUAUUAUCCAGUGAUCAUCAGCUGGCUUUGUCAAGAACAGUGGAAGCACUAAUGGAGGGGAAACCCAAUCCAGAAAUUGAUUCUUAUAUUAUUUUUGAUCCUCGUGCACCCAAGUCAAGCUCCGGGAUGAGUAACAAUCAUCUGAAAGGACCAUUUAAAGAAGCUAUUGUCUUUAUGAUAGGUGGUGGUAACUAUGUGGAGUAUGGAAGCUUGCAAGAGCUUGCCAAUCGUCAACAGGCAGUUAAGCAUGUCAUAUAUGGGACAACAGAAAUUCUUACAGGAGGUGAGUUCAUCGAGCAGCUUGCACUGCUGGGGCAGAAGAUGGGGUUGGGAACUAGUGUUGCAACACCAGCCCAUUAAUGCAGAUGUGUUUUCUGUACAAUCCCUAAAGGAAGCUCUGUGUUGUUCAAUAUUGACUUUGUGCCCGUUAUCAGGCUACAUGAGCAAAUCAUACACUUGAACCUAAUAGUCUGUUGAGUUUUUGGACAAGAAUUUCGUUCACCGUAUUCUUUAUAGUGCUCCUAGAUUCUGAUAUUUGGCUCUGAUGCAUAGUGAUCUUUAAAUUAUAGGAGAAUUCAUGUAUAAGUUCAAACUUCUGUGGAGUUGGUUUAUAACAGAUAUUCUGUAGUUGACAUACUUGGAACUGUUUGCCUAACACCCCUCGCUGUCCAAGGUGGUUUCUUUGUAUUCUUAUAUUCUUUAUUACCUAUAGUUUUGUGGUA